UGGCGUGUGACGUAACAUCAAAAUGGCUUCGCGUGGUAAUGGAGUAAACACAUGAGAGACUCGUGUGGAAAUGGAGAAGUAUUCAUCGUUCUUUAACCUUCAAAAUAGUAUAUGUUUUACAGAUUUUAAAAACAUUUUACGUGUUGUUCAGUAUAUUCAUGUGAAGAGAUAGCAAUACCCCAGACAGGCGCGCCAUGAGUAAAUCACAGGUGAAGGAAGCCAAUGUGACCCCUCCAGUCAAGGGAAUAUUGCGUCAUUUGAAAUGGGAGCACCUGGUCGCUGGCGUCAGUGGAGGGGCUGCAUCCACUCUACUUCUACAUCCGCUAGACUUAGUAAAAAUUCGAUUCCAAGUAAAUGAAGGGGCCCAUACUGUGGGACAUGUGGACAGGCCGGAGUAUCGAGGCAUCAUCCAUGCCUUCCGGAGUAUCCAGAAGAGCAGUGGUUUCUCCGGACUUUAUCAGGGAGUCAAACCAAACGUCCUAGGAUCAGCCUCCGCCUGGGGCUUCUACUUUAUGUUCUACAACACAAUUAAGACUUCCAUGCAAGAUGGGGACACUAAGGUGGAUUUGGGAGCCGGUAAACAUACACUAGCAGCCUCUUGUGCAGGUCUAUUUACUUUAGUGCUGACAAAUCCAAUAUGGGUCGUGAAAACUCGAUUAUGUCUUCAAUAUGAAGCCAAUGCUACCUCCGUCAAGUCAGAGAAAUACUACUCAGGAAUGGCCGAUGCGUUGUUCAAAAUUUACAAACAGGAAGGUUUCAGAGGAUAUUACAAGGGAUUCUUGCCAGGAAUGUUUGGAAUUUCCCAUGGUGCUAUACAGUUUGUGUGUUAUGAAGAAUUGAAAACCAAAUACAACAAUUUUAAGGAGCGACCAAUAGAUUAUAGACUGAACUCGGCGGAGUACAUCACCUUCGCCGCCCUGUCCAAGAUUCUAGCUGCGACUGUGACUUAUCCAUACCAAGUCGUGCGUUCUCGACUACAAGACCAGCACAGGAGUUACAAUGGCAUCGUAGACGUCUUACAGAAAAUUUAUAGGUUUGAAGGAUUGCGAGGAUAUUUUAAAGGAAUGAUGGUGUAUUUGUUUCAUGUGACACCUAAUAUCUGCAUUGUCUUCCUUGUGUGGGAGCAAGUGGUCAGUUAUAGCAAGGACUCGUGACAUUGGCAACCUACCCCAAACAAUGACAGCGAGAGGCAUGCAGAAUGGAUCCAAGAAUCUCGUUGGACUUUACGAAACUCAGUAUUGAUCAUUCUAAAGAGUGGAGGAGCAGUGAAAAAUACAUGUCAGUUUUACAGGGUCUGUUGUAAAAAAUGCUAAUUGUUCUGUCUACCAAGAGACAGAAAGUCGAAGUUAAUUUAAGGCUCACCUUGGGACAAACUGGGAUCAAGUUAAAUGUGUACAUACAAUGUAUAUCAUUUUAUAAGUGGUUAUUUUCUUACCAUAUUUUAUUCCUAGCAAUGGACCACAAUUCAGGUUGAAGAACUAGAUUUACAACACCGCUUAUUUUUUAAUGUUGUGUUUUUAUUUUGAACUUUUUUUUUUUUAAAAUCCAUCAGGGGAUUUUCUUUAUCACUAUGACUAUUAUUUUUGGAGUUCCUAAACUUUUUUCCAUUUGAUAAUUUCAUUUCUUGAAUGCAUGUACUAAGAUAGGGUACCAUUUCAUUCUUCUUCAACACAGCUUCUUAUAAAUCUAUUUUUCUUCUUUUACAAAUUUUAGCUUAAAUAGUAGGCAUAAUUUUUCAUCAAUACAUGCACAUUUUGUCAACAUUGAUCUGCUCUGAGGUUGCAUUUCCUGGUAAAAUAUUAUGAAAAGUAGUGCAUAUUGCAUUUAUGUGUAUUUGACUGUCAGUACAUGUAUUAUACAUGUAUUCCUACAGUUUGCAAUCUCCCAUAGCAACAAUGUGUUAUUCAAUAAAUUAUUACUUCAGGUCUCUCAUGUACCAAAGUCUUUCAUAUUAUGAAGAAGAGGGCAAUUUGUGAAUAUUUCUAGGGGAGUAGUCAAAUGAUAGAU
This is a messenger RNA of Magallana angulata, 2007 nucleotides long. Its product is annotated as mitochondrial folate transporter/carrier-like. Gene Ontology annotation, cellular component: mitochondrion. NCBI's taxonomy places the organism in Eukaryota, Metazoa, Mollusca, Bivalvia, Ostreida, Ostreidae. The coding region runs from base 195 to 1154 and encodes 319 amino acids. Gene Ontology annotation, biological process: folate import into mitochondrion; nucleotide transport. Gene Ontology annotation, molecular function: FAD transmembrane transporter activity; folic acid transmembrane transporter activity. The record is from RefSeq and is a predicted model, not a curated record. The transcript has 7 exons.